AUGAGGUCGGGGUCAGAAGAGCCAGUCCCCUUACAUGAAGAAUUUAUCUACUGCUGUGGAGCUGCUACCCAUGUCUUAAAGUGUGGGCCUUGGAAAGACCUCUCAAAAGAUGAAAAUAAAAAUCUACCCAGGCUCUUGUUCAUGAUUAUUCCUGGUAACCCUGGACUGGCAGGUUAUUACAGGACCUUUAUACAGGCCCUUUAUUGUGGACUGAACCAGCAGUAUCCUGUCUGGGUUGUGAGCCAUGCUGGACACUGUAAACCUCCGAGUGGGAUGGAAAUGAUAGAAGACACAGAUAUUAAGGAGCUAGAGGAUGUUUUUGGACUUAAUGGACAAGUAGAGCAUAAGCUGAACUUCCUCAAAAAGAAUGUAUCAAAAGAUAUAAAGCUGGUGCUGAUUGCUCAUUCUAUUGGUUGCUACAUCACCCUGGAGAUGAUGAAACGAGCAUCAGAACUUCAGGUCCUGCGCUCCGUGCUGCUGUUCCCGACCAUCGAGCGCAUGGCUCAGUCCCCCCAGGGGAAGCUCAUGACCCCCUUGCUGUGCAAGCUCCGCUACGCUCUCUACAUGCCCGUGUACCUGCUGUCCUUCCUCCCCGAGGGACUCAAGGCCUCCCUGGUGAGGUUUGCGCUGCGGGGGAUGAAGACCUGUGAUGAGUCUUCAAUAACAACCUCCAUAAACCUCUUCAGUGUUGACUGCAUUGCCAACAUCUUGUACAUGGCAAGCCAAGAAAUGAUGAAAGUGGUGGAGAGAGACAGUACGACCAUAAAGCAAAAUUUAAAGAAGCUGAUUUUUUACUAUGGAACUGGAGACAGCUGGUGUCCACAGCACUACUACGACGAGAUCAAAAUGGAUUUUCCAGACGGGGACAUUCGGCUCUGUGAGAAGGGGCUCCGCCACGCCUUCGUGCUCGACGCCAGCAAGGAGAUGGCUGCCAUGAUCACAGACUGGCUACAGGACGAUCUGACCAAAUUAUAA
This is a messenger RNA of Cinclus cinclus, 975 nucleotides long. RefSeq names its product lipid droplet associated hydrolase (gene LDAH). The coding region runs from base 1 to 975 and encodes 324 amino acids. Gene Ontology annotation, cellular component: lipid droplet. Gene Ontology annotation, biological process: lipid storage. The record is from RefSeq and is a predicted model, not a curated record. NCBI's taxonomy places the organism in Eukaryota, Metazoa, Chordata, Aves, Passeriformes, Cinclidae. Gene Ontology annotation, molecular function: lipase activity. The transcript is spliced from 6 exons.